Truncatella angustata is the source of this 813-nucleotide messenger RNA. RefSeq lists its product as uncharacterized. The record is from RefSeq and is a predicted model, not a curated record. Lineage: Eukaryota; Fungi; Ascomycota; Sordariomycetes; Amphisphaeriales; Sporocadaceae. Bases 1 to 813 code for a protein of 270 amino acids. The transcript has a single exon.
AUGAACAGAGCCAAGUUGCUUCUAAAGUAUGGUGCCGAUAUCAACCAACACUACAACCACGACUCGAUGCUGCGGCAUAUUAUACUGGACUUCUUUGGCCGUCCCGCCUUCGGAAAAAAGCUGGACAGCCAGAACGUGUGCAGCGCUGUCCAGUUUCUGCUGUCUAAUGGAGCCUUGGUCACUAACACCUCUGGGGCAUCGUCCAAAACAUAUCAGCCACACAUUACUGUGGAUGUCAUGCAGAACCCAGCGCUACUCAACAGCUCCCACUGCCGCAAAAUGUUGAGAAUUAUAUUUGAAAAGGGCGCUGAAGUCAAUCCUCAAAAGUAUGGAGGCCCGUCCUUGUUGGUCCUCGCCACAGGUCCACGUGGUGGACGUCACUUGCGUUGCGGGGGCUCGUCUCAAUCCCGCCUCGUCACUUGCCUUAUGGACCAUGGGGUUGAUGUGAAUGCCAAGUAUUCUCGUGGUGUUCCAGUCCUAAGAAGAGUCCUGGAGCUUCCCGAAAUACCGAUGCAACUGCUUAAGAGCGUGCUCUUCCACCCGCGAGCCUUGGAGAUUGACUUGAAAUUCUGCAAGCGAGGAUGCCUUCCUCUGCUCCAGACCUUGAUGGGUCGGAAAGCGUUAUGGUGGUGUGGGUUUCGUGGCGCUACGCACCGGGAGCACCCACCGCCGGAAAGGGGGAGUGCAAAGGUCAAUCUUGCAGCCGUGGUUGGCCGAUUGCUACGUCUGGGCGUACAGUUGGUUGAGGGCAAUAGGCUCCAUGAAGCGUGUAGGGAAGGAAAUAUCCAGAGGAUUGAGGAAUUGCUGGGGUAA